Messenger RNA from Linum tenue, 2478 nucleotides. Lineage: Eukaryota; Viridiplantae; Streptophyta; Magnoliopsida; Malpighiales; Linaceae. The record is from the annotation of a GenBank genome assembly.
GAGCUAGAUAAAAAAUUGCCCGACUCAUCUUCGUCGUUCUCAGCAUCUCUCCCUCUUAGAAUUAGGCGGCAUUGUUCCUCCUUCCACAGACGCAGGGCUUGUGAGUGGAGAGCCUGAAUCCAAAGGCGAGAAAGCUCCAUUCUGCUUUCGGUUUGCUGAGCGACACCCGCAUUUGUACAAAGAGAUUUUUUUUUCUUCUUCUAGGGUUUCGCCGCCUCCACCUGAAGGGCUUGCACCGCCGAAUCUCGACGACUCUUCUUCUCUCCCCGGCUGAAAAAGGCGGCGGAUUUGAAACUCGUGCACUUCGGCUAGGUUUGGUAAUCAUGACAGCUGAAAAAGAGAACCCUCUGCCACCAUCAACUUUACCAGUAGCUGAAUCUUCAGCUGCUGUGUCUGAAGAUCAAACCAUGGUUGAUGCCAUCCUUGUUCAACCCGUUGUACCACCACUAGUGUCGCCUGCCACUACUCCAUUUGUGCCUCUCAUGGCUCCACUACCUACCCUUGCUCCUCCUAUACCUCGCCCGUUAGCCCCUCUCCCUCCUCGCCCCGCUCUACCUAAACCUCAGGCACCACAGGAUGAUCAACCGGGAACAAGUGACUCGGAUUCUGACCAAGAUGAUUCGAGCCCAGCCGGUAAUGGGUCAACCGUAGGCUAUGAGGCUUCGGAAGAGAGCCUAAUUAUUCAAGAGAGGCAGCAAAAGGCAAUUCAGGAGCUCAUGAUGAAGCGCCGUGCUAAUGCUCUCGCUGUUCCGACCAAUGACAUGGCGGUCAGGACACGGCUUCGUAGGCUCGGUGAACCCAUAACACUCUUUGGAGAGAGAGAGAUGGAGAGACGGGAUCGUUUGAGAAUGCUUAUGGCGAAGUUGGACUCUGAAGGGCAGUUGGAGAGGUUGAUGAAAGCUCAUGAAGAAGAGGAGGCUGCAUCGACCUCAACAGGUCAAGAUGCUGUGGAAGAAAUGCUUGAAUACCCGUUUUAUACAGAAGGAUCCUGGGAACUCCAUGAGGCCAGAGUCAGCAUUGCUAAAUAUUCGAUUGUGAGGGCGGCAAGGCGGCUUCAGAGUGCCAGAAGGAAACGUGAGACCCCAGGGGAAGAUGAAGAUAGUGAGAUCAAUUCUUCAUUGAAGCAAGCUGGAAAUUUGGCUCUUGACUGCAGCGAGUUUGGAGAUGAUCGACCCCUCUCUGGUUGCUCCUUUUCCAAGGAUGGAGAAUUUCUGGCCACCUGUUCAUUAACUGGAGUUGCAAAAGUGUGGAAAGCACCUCAAAUAAGUAGAGUUUCUACCUUGAAGGGUCACAAGGAACGGCUGACUGAUGUGACAUUCUCUCCUGUGAACAACUGCUUGGCAACAGCAUCAGCUGAUCGAACUGCAAAAUUGUGGGAUACUGAUGGAACUCUUCUGAGAACAUUUGAGGGCCACUUAGAUCGUCUCGCACGCAUCGGAUUUCAUCCAUCUGGAAAAUACAUUGGCACCACAAGCUUUGACAAGACGUGGAGAUUGUGGGACGUUGAUACUGGGGUGGAAUUGCUUCUUCAAGAAGGCCACAGCAGAAGUGUCUAUGGGAUCGCCUUCCAUCACGAUGGAUCAUUGGUAGGAUCUUGUGGACUGGAUUCCCUUGCUCGUGUGUGGGAUCUUCGUACAGGGAGAAGUGUUCUAGCCUUGGAAGGCCACGUUAAGCCGGUUCUUGGUAUGAGUUUUUCUCCCAAUGGCUAUCAUCUGGCUACUGGAGGUGAAGAUAAUACUUGUCGAAUCUGGGAUUUGAGGAAGAAAAGGUCGUUGUACGUGAUUCCAGCGCACUCGAAUCUCGUAUCUCAUGUGAAGUUUGAGCCUCAAGAAGGGUAUUUCUUGGUCACUGCAUCAUAUGACACGACUGCCAAGGUCUGGUCAGGAAAGGAUUUCAAGCCUGUCAAGACUUUGUCAGGGCAUGAGUCCAAAGUAACAUCUUUGGAUAUAACUCCAGAUGGAGAAUGUAUUGCAACCGUCUCGCAUGAUCGGACCAUCAAGCUGUGGUCAAGUAGGAGCAGUGAGAAGGAGGGUAUGGACGUUGAUGACUGAGCUCGGCGACAGAACGAGACAGGUUUUUCUGAUUGGUUUUGAUAUUCGGCCUGGUUUCUAACCCGGUCAGUUUCUGUGUAAGGGCCUUGUGUUCCGUCCCCUUUUUUUCCCCCCUGGAAAUGCUUCAAUUCCAGAAUGUUGGGAUAUCUCUUCCUGUAGGUCCAAACUUUAGGCAACAUAGAACGUGUUAUGUUUUACAGCUACUGAUGGCAAAUGGGUUGUAGCCUACACUCGUAAAACCAGACUACUGUUAUCUCACUCCUUUAGACAUACCGAUAAUCAGCUAUUGGCACUGGGACGACUCGGAUUAAUCACUGUUAUCGACUCGAAAAUCUGAUUGAACAGUAGUCUUCUUCCCCCUUGCAUCUGGGUUUAUCAAAUGGUUACAUGCUAAGCUCUUUCGAAGACGAGAGGUAUAUGUUUGUCG